UCCCAAUCCCGUCGUAUGCCGUGUCCCGGCUCCUCCGUGGGCGGGCCAAGCUCGAUGCCAUAUAUACCCUUCCUCGUCGGCCCCGCUGGUGGUGUGACUCUCGUGAGACCCAGACAGACUCUUUUCUGUUGUGCUAGAAGUCCUUUAGGCAAGCUCGUUUGAACAAGCUUCAAACGGAACAAUGGCAUCUUUGAGACAUCUGGCCGUCGUCGCUGCGACGUCGGUGACAGCCGUAUCGGCGCUAUACACCAAUGGCUCCGUCAUUGCACCAUGCGACUCUCCCAUCUACUGCCACGGCGACAUCCUCGAGCAGGUUGAGCUCGCGCGACCCUUUUCCGACUCCAAGACCUUUGUUGACAUGCCAGCUAUUAAGCCUCUAAAGGAGAUCCAAGCGGCUUUCGAUAAACUCGACAAACCUCUCAAAAACAAUUCGGCUCUCAAUGACUUUCUUGACACUUAUUUUGCCGAUGCCGGUGGCGAGCUGGAAGAAGUGCCCACAGAUGAGCUCGAGACCGACCCUGUAUUCCUCGACAAGGUCGACGACACCAUCAUUAAGGAGUUCACCAAAAAGGUCAUUGACAUCUGGCCCGACCUGACGCGCCGCUAUGCCGGCGACUCCAGUAACUGCACAGAGUGCCCCAACAGCUUCAUUCCCGUCAACCGAACCUUUGUCGUUGCGGGUGGCCGUUUCCGCGAGCCUUACUACUGGGACUCAUACUGGAUCCUCGAGGGACUGCUUCGCACGGGUGGAUCCUUUAUCAACAUCUCCAAGAACGCCAUUGAAAACUUCCUCGACUUUGUCGAGGAGUUUGGCUUUGUGCCUAAUGGCGCUCGCGUCUACUAUCUCAACCGCUCUCAGCCACCUCUGCUGUCCCAGAUGGUUAGGAUCUAUAUCGAGCAUACCAAUGACACCGAUAUCCUUGACCGAGCGCUGCCAUUGCUCGUCAAAGAGCAUGAGUUUUGGAUGACCAACCGCACGGUUGACGUUACCGUUGAUGGCAAGACCUACACCCUCAAUAGAUACGCCGUCUCCAACACGAGGCCGCGUCCCGAGUCAUACCGAGAAGACUACGUAACUGCCAACAAUGCUUCUUAUUACGCUGAAUCUGGCAUCAUUUACCCCGAGAACGAGAAAUUCAACCAGACACAAAAGGAGAAGCUGUACGCGAACCUGGCAAGUGGUGCCGAGAGUGGUUGGGACUACUCUUCACGGUGGAUCUCCCGACCCAAUGACGCUGCCCAGCACAACUACUUUCCUUUGCGGUACCUCAACGUCAAGAGUAUUGUUCCAGUGGACCUCAAUUCCAUCCUAUACGGCAACGAGAUCGCCAUUGCCGACUUCUUCGAGCAGACUGGCAACGAUACGGCUAGUGAGGACUGGCGAAAGGUGGCAGAGAGCCGUAGCAACGCCAUGCACGCUGUCAUGUGGAACAACACGCUCUUCAGCUACUUCGACUACAAUAUGACCUCCGGCUCUCAGAACAUCUUCUAUCCAGCCGACAGUGACACGGCGACGUACGAGAACCAGACGGCGCCUGCAGGCGAACAGGCCCUGUUUAGUGUUUCUCAGUUCUAUCCUUUUUGGCUCGGCGCUGCCCCCAAGUACCUCAAAGAGAACCCGUACGCCGUCCUCACUGCCUUUAGACGCGUGGUUGGAUAUCUCGACGACCGAAAGGGCGGCAUUCCGGCGACCAACUUCCACACCUCUGAGCAAUGGGAUCAGCCCAACGUGUGGCCACCCCUGAUGCACAUCCUCAUGGCUGGCCUUCAGAACACCCCCGCGACCUUUGGGAAAUCGGACCCUUCGUACCAAGCUGUCCACAAGCUAGCCCUUCGAAUUGCUCAAAGAUAUCUCGACUCAACCUUCUGCACGUGGUACGCGACGGGCGGAUCCACAUCCAAGACGCCCCAGCUCAAAGGCCUAACGGCUGACGACAAGGGCAUCAUGUUUGAGAAGUAUGCCGAUGACGCAAUCAAUGUAGCCGGUGGCGGAGGUGAAUACGAGGUCGUUGAGGGCUUCGGGUGGACAAACGGCGUGUUGCUCUGGGCGGUCGACACGUUUGGCAACGAGUUGAAGCGACCGGACUGCGGAGAUAUCAAGGCCGCAGAUGUCAAUUCCAAGCGCAGCCUGAGCGCGGUGAUGUUGAGUAAGAGAGAUGCGAACCGCGUGAAGAAGUUUGGCCGAAGACAGAGAGCGGAGAAGAAAAAUGUUUGAGCUUGAGAUGAGUGUAUGGAUACCAGAACUGUAGAUAUGCUGGUGUGACGGUGUGGAUAUUUCUAACCCAGGGACAGGCAGCUCUAUAAUUUACAUAUUUGUUACGCCAGUACGGAUCUUGAAUUUCGGGCACCUGAUUCAUCACCUUGAUUGUAGGCAAACAGGCACCUGUCACAAAAUAAAAUUCCCGUCCGUUAUC
Messenger RNA from Ilyonectria robusta, 2414 nucleotides. Its product is annotated as Six-hairpin glycosidase-like protein. Bases 182 to 2215 code for a protein of 677 amino acids. Lineage: Eukaryota; Fungi; Ascomycota; Sordariomycetes; Hypocreales; Nectriaceae. Gene Ontology annotation, biological process: trehalose catabolic process. Gene Ontology annotation, molecular function: alpha,alpha-trehalase activity. The transcript has 3 exons. The record is from RefSeq and is a predicted model, not a curated record.